AUAGCAGUGUGAUUGUGAAGACCCAUUUCUCUUUCGAUUUGGGUUUGUAAUAAUAAUAAAAACGUAUUCUAUUUUCAUUUUCUAGAGUUCUAACUGUAUUUAUUUUGUAGAAUAAUUACCAUAUUUUGCCUCAGCCAGAGAAGACGGACGUCUCUUUUGUGUUAUAAAAAAAAAAAAAAAAAAAAAAAAAACACAUAUGGUCCUACCACAGCUGUCUCUUUUUUGAACGUUUGAGGGAAGUACUCUGUGACCAUCUUUACCUCACUCUCGAUUUCCUUUUGUUGCCUCGGCUUUAUUAGACCUCAAACCUGCUCACACAAGCACACUCACGGACACAAAAGUGAAUCUGAUGACAGACUAACAGAUUUUACCUGGCUAGCUCCAUAAUAAUGCCUUUUUGACCGAGGCUUUAUUUAAAGCGCAGAGGUCUGGAUACGGGAUUAUAUCUUCAGAGGAAGAAGAUAGAAUUUAUAUUAAUUUUAAACGAUGUGGAUUCCGGAUUUUAACCUGUCAGUAAUAUGCAUCCUCUGUUUGGUGAAUGUUUCCUUUCAAGGAGAGUAUCAGAGGAAAUUAUACAAGGAGCUGAUGAAGAAUUACAACCCUCUUGAGAGACCCGUGGCAAAUGACUCCCAUGCUUUAACUGUUUCUUUCAGUCUUAGCCUAAUGCAGAUAAUGGAUGUGGAUGAGAAGAAUCAAGUUUUAACAACUAAUGUCUGGUUACAACUGUACUGGCAGGAUUAUUAUCUUCAGUGGAAUAUAUCUGAAUAUCCAGGAGUGAAAAACGUUCGAUUUCCAGAUGGGCAAAUCUGGAAACCAGACAUCCUUCUGUAUAACAGUGCCGAUGAGAGAUUCGAUGCCACAUUUCACACCAAUGUCUUGGUGAAUUCUACAGGGCACUGUCAAUACCUACCUCCAGGUAUCUUCAAGAGCUCCUGCUAUAUCGACGUGCGCUGGUUCCCCUUCGACGUGCAGAGGUGUGACCUCAAAUUCGGCUCUUGGACCUAUGGGGGCUGGUCCCUGGAUCUGCAGAUGAUAGAAGCUGAUAUAACUGGCUAUAUCCCCAAUGGGGAAUGGGAUCUUGUCGAGGUCCCGGGGCGGCGCAGUGAGAGGUUCUAUGACUGCUGUAAGGAGCCGUACCCGGACGUGACGUUCACGGUGGUCAUGCGGAGACGGACGCUGUAUUACGGUCUGAACCUGCUCAUCCCCUGUGUCCUCAUCUCUGGUCUUGCCCUGCUUGUCUUCCUGUUGCCUGCUGGCUCAGGGGAAAAGAUCUCCCUGGGAAUCACGGUGCUCUUGUCUCUCACUGUCUUCAUGUUGCUUGUAGCAGAGAUCAUGCCUGCAACAUCCGAUUCGGUGCCUCUAAUAGCUCAGUAUUUUGCCAGCACCAUGAUUAUUGUUGGCUUGUCGGUAGUCGUCACCGUCCUGGUUCUACAGUUCCACCAUCAUGAUCCUGACGGGGGGAAAAUGCCCAAAUGGACACGGAUAAUCCUCCUGAACUGGUGUGCCUGGUUCCUGCGCAUGAAGAGGCCCGGAGAGGACAAGGUGCGUCCAGCCUGCAACAUUAAGCAGCGGCGCAGCAGCAUCUCCAGCGUGGAGCUCAAUGCCAGCACCAGCGCCCCGCACUCUACCAACGGAAACAUGCUGUACAUCGGCUUCCGUGGGCUGGAGGGAGUGCCCUGCAGCCCCACCCCUGACUCAGGUGUGAUGUGCAGGCGGCAAAUGGGCGGGGUCGAGGAGGACGUGCUGCUGCCAGCGGAGGGGAAUGGGGACCCCGAUCUCAUGAAGAUCCUGGAGGAGGUGCGCUACAUCGCCAACCGCUUCCGAGACCAAGACGAGGACGAGUCCAUCUGCAAUGAGUGGAAAUUUGCUGCUUCCGUCAUCGACCGGCUCUGUCUCAUGGCGUUCUCUGUCUUCACCAUCCUCCUCACCAUCGGUAUUCUCAUGUCGGCGCCCAAUUUCAUUGAGGCCGUCUCAAAAGACUUUACCUGAUCCCUGACCAUGUCCACAAACCACAAUCCACAAUGCAAUCCUUAGACAGACUGAGAGCAACUCCUAUUGCUAAAUGGUUAUAAUCAGUGACUGAAAUGCAGUACCUCCUGUUAGCUCAAUAACUAGCUCAUAUUCUCUCAAGUGUUUUUGUCAUUUGCAUAAUAAAACCUUGUAGCAGAUAUUUUAACUUAAUAUUGAUUCUCUUGGGUCAAUUACAAAAACUACAUAGGUUAAUAUAUCAAUAACACUAUGUAACACAAUUUUUGUUCCUGGGUAGUAAGUGUUAUUUCCUAAUUGCU
Molecule: messenger RNA, 2288 nt
Organism: Polyodon spathula (Mississippi paddlefish)
Lineage: Eukaryota; Metazoa; Chordata; Actinopteri; Acipenseriformes; Polyodontidae
Product: neuronal acetylcholine receptor subunit alpha-7-like
Exons: 10
Coding region: 487-1989 (500 amino acids)
Biological process (GO): regulation of membrane potential; nervous system process; monoatomic ion transmembrane transport
Cellular component (GO): neuron projection; synapse; postsynaptic membrane
Molecular function (GO): acetylcholine-gated monoatomic cation-selective channel activity; transmembrane signaling receptor activity
Source: RefSeq, a predicted model, not a curated record